AUGCCUAUUCGGGUAGGAAUUGCUCUCUACCUCGUCGAAGGAAGUGCCUAUUACAAUACCCCUUCCUAUUUCCACUGGAUAUUGGUGGCGUCAACCGCAGAUUCCUGGGCUUCCCAACCUGUACGUACAAUCGAACUGAAGAGGCCAUUGGGCGAUACAGGUUACGCUCACUCCUUCGAUAAAUGCGAUAUCACUCUUUUCAGUGCGGUUCAAGGUGUUGUGCAUCUCUUCACCACUUCCGACUACACUGUGGAUUCAUUUCAAGCUAUGAUUCAAUCCAACUUUCCCGCCUAUGAUUCUGGCUGGCGAUAUCCAGGGAAUUAUGGGCCUCAAGGAUGGACUUGUGCUACAUGGAUUUUGCAAAUCCUAUGGCAUCUGCGUGGAGAAGGGACUUGGGUUUCCAAUCGCCAGUUUGAGAAGACCUAUACGCGUGUUCUAAAUCUUGGCUCUGAACUGUUGGAAGCAACAGACAACGUCGAGUACCAGGGAACAGUUCGUGUAAUGAACUUUUGA
Molecule: messenger RNA, 513 nt
Organism: Lentinula edodes (shiitake mushroom)
Lineage: Eukaryota; Fungi; Basidiomycota; Agaricomycetes; Agaricales; Omphalotaceae
Exons: 1
Coding region: 1-513 (170 amino acids)
Source: RefSeq, a predicted model, not a curated record